This is a messenger RNA of Aspergillus saccharolyticus JOP 1030-1, 603 nucleotides long. RefSeq lists its product as uncharacterized. The coding region runs from base 1 to 603 and encodes 200 amino acids. The transcript is spliced from 2 exons. The record is from RefSeq and is a predicted model, not a curated record. Lineage: Eukaryota; Fungi; Ascomycota; Eurotiomycetes; Eurotiales; Aspergillaceae.
AUGGAUGUUCAGCACCCAUCGGACGCGCCCGAGUCCCUGGACUCCGUUGUCACGACGGAAGAGCCUCUCAGAAAUGAUCCAACUCAAAGACUAGGAAUGACUACUGGAAGACGCGCGCUGAUUACAGGUGCUUCAGCUUUCACUAUGGGCUUCUGUCUCGGAUUCUACAAAGCCAACAGCACUUCGAUCUAUCGUUUCCGCGCGGAGAACGCACACCGGCAGCCCACGACUUCAAUGGCAUGGUGGCAAUACCAUAAGACGCGCAGAUAUGUCGCUAUCAUCGCAGGUACAAAAGAGGCAUUUAGGAUGGGACCUAAGCUAGGCGGCGGUGCGAUGGUCUUUACCAUACUUGAGGAUAUCGUGGAUCAAGCCCGGAACGGCCAGCGGGAUUUUCUGUCUUCAGUUGUCGCAGGCUUGUCAUUCUCAAGCCUUUACAGCCUAUUUGCGCAACAUGAUAUGUUCACUAUGGCUCGCACCGCCAAGUUCAGUUUGAAAUUAGGCCUCACGUACGGGUUAAUUCAAGACGGCCUCGCAUGCUUGAAGGGCCAGCCGCCUGCCUAUGUCAACUUCAUCGUUGGCAAGCCUCAGACGAAAGCUGAGUGA